AUGAGCUGGAGCUGCCCGCGGUGCCAGGAGCCUGUGUACUUCGCAGAGAAAGUAAGCUCCCUGGGCAAGAACUGGCACCCCUUCUGCCUGAAAUGUGAGCACUGCCAUACUGUGCUGUCCCCAGGAAGGCAUGCAGAGCACAAGGGAAGGCCCUACUGCCACAAGCCAUGCUACGGGGCCCUCUUUGGACCCAGAGGGGUGCACAUCGGAGGUGUGGGUUCCUAUCUCUACACUCCACCCACGACCUCCCCUGCCAGCACCACCAUCCUCAGCCCCAGCUGCUUCAGUCCCCCCAGGCCAAGGACUUGCUUCCCCUAUGGCAAGAAAAGCCUGGCCAGCAUGAGGACAUUCACAGGAGAGACCUCGCUGUGCCCUGGCUGUGGGCAGCCUGUCUUCUUUGCAGAGAAGGUGAUGUCUUUGGGCAGAAACUGGCAUCGACCCUGUCUAAGGUGCCAGCGUUGCCGGAAGACCCUGACUGCUGGGAGUCAUGCAGAGCAUGACGGUGUCCCCUACUGCCACAUCCCCUGCUAUGGUUACCUGUUUGGCCCCAAAGGUGUGAACAUCGGUGAUGUGGGCUGCUAUAUCUACGACCCUGUGGAGAGAAAACCCAAAUGA
Octodon degus (degu) is the source of this 615-nucleotide messenger RNA. RefSeq names its product cysteine rich protein 3 (gene Crip3). The transcript is spliced from 8 exons. Bases 1 to 615 code for a protein of 204 amino acids. Lineage: Eukaryota; Metazoa; Chordata; Mammalia; Rodentia; Octodontidae. The record is from RefSeq and is a predicted model, not a curated record.